Molecule: messenger RNA, 489 nt
Organism: Paramecium sonneborni
Lineage: Eukaryota; Ciliophora; Oligohymenophorea; Peniculida; Parameciidae
Source: the annotation of a GenBank genome assembly
GAUGAUUUACAUUUAUGAAAUGUAAUUGGAAACAAGCAUCAAUUUAAUUUUAAAAGGUUCUGAAAUACUUAAGUCAUGGAAAGAUCAUAAAACAAAAUUAGUUAUUGAAGAAGAGAAUCUUGAUCAUUGGGAUUUUACUUUCAGAACAAUUUAAGAGAGAAUUGAAUACAUGGCAAAUAGAUUGGACGAAUUGAGAAAGGUAAUUGAUACAGGCAGAAAAUUCUAAGUGUUUUUGAGUCCAAAUUUAAAAAAUUAACAAGAAAUGCUUAAGAAAUAGAUAAAAGAAUUGAAGAUGUUAAAUAAUUAAUAACUCCUAUUCUUAAUAGUCCAUAUAAUUAUUAAAAAAAUAGAAUAUUGACUAAACAUGAAUAACCAAAAGAAGAAAGGAAGUUGGAAUCGUCGAUAUACGAUGUUUUUUUAAGAUGAAUUUAAGACUUUGUAAAGGAAACAAAGAAAUUGAAAAAAAUGGGGUUUAAGAUUUAUUAGAGA